Messenger RNA from Macrobrachium nipponense, 459 nucleotides. Its product is annotated as shootin-1-like. The transcript has 4 exons. NCBI's taxonomy places the organism in Eukaryota, Metazoa, Arthropoda, Malacostraca, Decapoda, Palaemonidae. The record is from RefSeq and is a predicted model, not a curated record. The coding region runs from base 1 to 459 and encodes 152 amino acids.
AUGGGGAAGUCAGACCUCUGCUCCCUCGGGCAGCUUCUCACCUGGAAGCCAGAUCUGUAUCCGUUGAAAUGUUCUCCUCGAAGGCAAUUCAAGCCGAGCGAGAAGAAUUCUGGGUUUAAAGACGUCCACGAAAACCUUCCCACUCCUGUCAUCACAGAGAAGCAAUACACAGGUGAUGCGCCCUUCGGCAAGAGCUCGGGCAGGAAUGAGGUCAUGGGUCAAGGGUCACCUCAAAUCAAUCAAGCAGUUUCACUGAAAGGUUUGAAUUUGCUGGACCUCAAGAUGAAGCGCGUCACGUGUGGGCAUGAUGCCUUGGGCAUAAGAGUUUUUCGAAAUCUUUCGUUCGGUCUCCCUCCCGAUUCUAAAAGGGGAACUUCUUCUUCUUCUUCUUCUCCUCCUCCUCCUCCUCCUCCUCCUCCUCCUCCUCCUCCUCCUCCUCCCCCUUCUUCCUCCUCCUAA